CGUUGCUUCUGUGGCGAUUGCAGAGGCUGUUGCUAAUUGGAGAAGCCCCGCCGAGCAGCGGCAUCUUCCCUCUUCCGAUCCCGCCGCUCUUGGCAUUUCGAGAGCGAACUAGGCUGGUCUGCGCGCCGUCCCUCCCCCACCCUCCCCAAAAUAGCCGUGCUUUCCGAAGUAUGGACUAAAAUCACGCUGCUCCCCACCUCGCCCUUGCACCCGGCUGGCUCCCAACUCUGCGUGAGACCCCGGCCGGCGGUGGCGGGCGCCCUGCACGGACCAUGACCACCGCGAAGGACCCGAGUGCCUCGGGGAAAUCCGUGCAGCAGCAGGAGCAGGAGCUGGUGGGAAGUAAUCCUCCGCAACGAAACUGGAAAGGCAUCGCGAUCGCACUGCUUGUGAUUCUGGUCAUCUGCUCCCUGAUCGUCACCUCGGUCAUUCUGCUGACGCCAGCUGAAGAUAAUAGUCUGUCUCAAAAGAAGAAGGUCACUGUGGAAGAUCUCUUCAGUGAAGAUUUCAAAAUUCAUGACCCCGAGGCUAAGUGGAUAAGUGAUACAGAAUUCAUCUACAGAGAACAGAAAGGAACGGUGAUUCUGCGGAAUGUUGAAACAAAUAUUUCGACUGUGUUAAUAGAAGGCAAAAAAAUUGAAUCAUUAAGAGCCAUCAGAUAUGAAAUCUCUCCAGACAGAGAGUAUGCGCUUUUUUCAUAUAACGUGGAACCGAUAUAUCAACACUCCUAUACUGGAUAUUAUGUCCUGAGCAAAAUUCCUCAUGGGGAUCCUCAAAGUCUGGACCCACCAGAAGUCAGCAAUGCAAAGCUCCAGUAUGCAGGGUGGGGCCCCAAAGGCCAGCAGCUGAUAUUUAUCUUUGAAAACAACAUCUACUACUGCGCACAUGUCGGGAAGCAGGCCAUCCGCGUGGUCUCUACGGGGAAGGAGGGUGUGAUCUACAACGGCCUCAGCGACUGGCUGUACGAAGAGGAGAUUUUGAAGACCCACAUUGCACACUGGUGGUCUCCGGAUGGCUCCAGGCUCGCCUACGCCACCAUCAACGAUUCCCGUGUCCCCCUCAUGGAGCUCCCGACCUACACCGGCUCCGUGUACCCCACCGUGAGGCCCUACCACUACCCCAAGGCUGGAUGUGAAAACCCCAGUAUCUCCCUGCACGUCAUCGGCUUAAAUGGACCCACCCACGACCUGGAGAUGAUGCCACCUGACGACCCGCGAAUGAGGGAGUACUACAUCACCAUGGUGAAGUGGGCCACCAGCACCAAGGUUGCCGUGACCUGGCUGAAUCGCGCGCAGAACGUGUCCAUCCUCACCCUCUGUGACGCCACCACGGGGGUCUGCACAAAGAAACACGAGGAUGAAAGCGAGGCCUGGCUCCACCGACAGAACGAAGAACCCGUGUUCUCCAAGGACGGCCGCAAGUUUUUCUUUGUCAGAGCCAUCCCCCAGGGAGGACGAGGAAAGUUCUACCACAUCACCGUGUCCUCGUCCCAGCCCAACAGCAGCAAUGACAACAUCCAGUCCAUCACCUCUGGGGACUGGGACGUGACCAAGAUCCUGUCCUACGACGAGAAGCGGAAUAAGAUCUACUUCCUGAGCACGGAGGACCUGCCUCGGCGACGACAGCUCUACAGCGCCAACACCGUGGGCAACUUCAAUAGGCAGUGCCUCUCCUGUGACCUGGUGGAGAAUUGCACCUACUUCAGUGCCUCCUUCAGCCACAGCAUGGACUUCUUCCUGCUCAAGUGCGAAGGUCCUGGAGUUCCCAGGGUGACGGUGCACAACACCACGGACAACAAAAAGAUUUUCGACCUGGAAACAAACGAGCGCGUGCAGAAGGCCGUAAGUGACCGACAGAUGCCCAGAGUGGAAUACAGGAAGAUCGAGGUCGAUGAUUACAACCUGCCCGUGCAGAUCCUGAAGCCAGCAACCUUCACCGACACCGCCCACUACCCCCUGCUCCUGGUGGUGGACGGCGCCCCGGGCAGCCAGAGCGUGGCCGAGCGGUUCGAGGUGAGCUGGGAGACGGCGCUGGUGAGCACCCAGGAGGCCGUGCUGGUCCGGUGCGACGGCCGCGGCAGCGGCUUCCAGGGGACCAAGCUCCUGCACGAAGUGAGGCGGCGGCUGGGCUCCCUGGAGGAGAAGGACCAGACGGAGGCCGUGCGGGCGCUGCUGAAGGAGCAGUACAUCGACAAAACUCGCGUGGCCGUGUUCGGGAAGGACUACGGCGGGUACCUGAGCACCUCCAUCCUCCCGGCGAAGGGCGAGAACCAGAGGCCGACCUUCACCUGCGGCGCCGCCCUGUCUCCGAUAACCGACUUCAAACUCUACGCAUCUGCCUUCUCCGAGAGGUACCUGGGCCUCCACGGACUGGACAACAGAGCAUAUGAGAUGACCAAGGUGGCCCAUCGAGUCUCUGCGCUGGAGGAGCAGCAGUUUCUGAUCAUUCACGCCACCGCCGACGAAAAAAUCCAUUUCCAGCAUACAGCAGAACUCAUCACACAGCUAAUUCGGGCAAAGUCUAACUACAGCUUACAGAUCUACCCGGACGAAAGCCAUUACUUCCACAGCGCCGCGCUCAAGCAGCACCUGUACCGCUCCAUCAUCGGCUUCUUCGCCGAGUGCUUCAGGAUUCAAGACAAACUUCCCACAGUCUCGACGAAAGAGGACGAGGAGGACGACUAG
Molecule: messenger RNA, 2684 nt
Organism: Propithecus coquereli (Coquerel's sifaka)
Lineage: Eukaryota; Metazoa; Chordata; Mammalia; Primates; Indriidae
Gene: DPP6
Product: dipeptidyl-peptidase 6
Exons: 26
Coding region: 273-2684 (803 amino acids)
Biological process (GO): proteolysis
Molecular function (GO): dipeptidyl-peptidase activity; serine-type peptidase activity
Source: RefSeq, a predicted model, not a curated record